AUGGAUAAAUUUGAUAUAUCGGAAUCGGACAUUUUAAGCAUACAAAAGAAAUUGAACUUUGUUAAGGAGUUCUUUCAGGAUGACAGUUAUUGGCCAAAGAACGCAACAACAGGAAAACAUAACAAAGUUAACGAUCAUAAUCGUGGAAAAAUGAUACAAAUAGUAGACAGUCUAACAAACAAAAUACUAUUUCUUGAUAAAUGUAAGGUCAAAUCAGACACGCACCUAGAACUUGUCAAAGACAAAAUAGACAAAGUGUUAAAAGACCUCGACUUAUUAGCGGUCGAGGGCCUAUCUAAUAAAAACAGGUUUCAGGUAUACGACCUUGCAAAAGAAUUAAGAGCCUCUCUUGAGACGGCUCAAUUGAUCCUUUAUGAACACAUGCACGAGGAACUAUCUGAAGACGAACAGAUGAGGAUCCUGCGUAGCCCUACUAGUCAAGGCCCACAACAGCUGACUUACAGACGACUAGACAGUCAUAGUUCGGUUGUCUCGGUGACCGAACACACUCGUUCGGAUACGGGUAGUCUAGAAACUCUGGAGGGUCCGUCUAAUUCGCAGAAGAGACACGAACCCGAGUUGAGUCCCACUGAUAGGACUGAGAUUGAAACCAAAAAGACAAAAACAGAUGAAGAAUCUGAGGAGACUGUUGGUGAACUAAAUCACCUAGUCCACGCGGAAUUGGACAACCUAAAAACAAUUAUUGAAAGCGACAGCUUGAAUAAGCGAAUAACAGUCACUAUGCGUAAAGAACUUACGGGAUCUUACAACCGUAUCUGCUCGAUCGUAAGAGACAUUACGUACCAACACGCAAAGCUUGAAGGGGCUUAUAAAGAAACAGUAAAAAACAAAAGAGAAAGGCCAAAUAAGCCUAGCAGACCGCAAGCAAUCAUCACAAUUAACGAUGAUGAUGAUGAUGAUGAAACAUCCACACCGCGAGUAGACAAUGACAAAUCUUAUUCAAACGCAGUCCAACGUAACAAAUCGGUCGCUGUACCCGCCAGGGUUAGUGUUCACGAUGGAAGAGUUGGAAAAAAGAACUCUAAAACAAAACAAAGGUCAAAACGCCCAAUGACACCGGCGGCAGUCACAGAAAACCCAGCGCCACAAGUCCAACAAUCUACAACGGAAGGCACCUUCCAAGUAGUUGAAAGGACCAAAAAGCGAAAAGGUAAAAAGAAGACUAAUAUAGACCUGAAUACAAUCAGAAAACCACCAGCCUUGCCAAGGUUUAUCCUAAAGGACUCCGCGACAAGCGAAGACUAUCCUAAACUAUGGAAAAUGUUCUGGACAGUACUAAGGAAUAACAUUAAAAACCCAAGACUGGCGGUUCAUAAAAACCGCACAAAAGGUCCAACCAUACUAGUACCGGACAAUAAGGACACCUUAGAUGCCCUGAGAGAUAAUACCUUGGUCUUGGAAAUUAUUCCGAGAAAGCCACGGUUGACUCUUAAAGGCCUCGACAGCAGCCUUAAGGACGAGGAAGUAAUUCAGGAACUGCUAGAUUGCAAUCCGGAAUUGGGUCUAACCGAGACCGAUGCACAGGACAUCAGAGUGGCCUACCACUCUGGGCCAAGCUCAGGGACGGUUACCAACUUUGUCCUUGAGGUAAGUCCUGAAAUUCUUCGAAGAAUUGAAGGAAAGAAAGCGUAUAUCGGCGGCAUUCGAUGCACACUGAGUCUGAAUCAUUCAGUGUCACAGUGCUUCAAGUGCCAGAAAUACGGUCAUACGUCAAAGAACUGUCGUGAAGAAGAAAUGACAUGUAGAAACUGUGCUGGCAGCCAUGACAGCCGAACAUGUCAGAUCAAAGAAUUUAAAUGUUGCAAUUGCAAGGGCGAACAUAAAGCAUCUAGCGACAGCUGUCCUACAAAGACAGCCGCUCUGAAGCGCCUGGCAAAGCGGACUGACUUCGGCCAACCGCUUGCGACAGGAACUACAGAUAAAGAACAAUAA
Molecule: messenger RNA, 1953 nt
Organism: Macrosiphum euphorbiae (potato aphid)
Lineage: Eukaryota; Metazoa; Arthropoda; Insecta; Hemiptera; Aphididae
Source: the annotation of a GenBank genome assembly